Messenger RNA from Daucus carota subsp. sativus, 1203 nucleotides. Its product is annotated as F-box protein At5g07610-like. The transcript has a single exon. Bases 1 to 1203 code for a protein of 400 amino acids. Gene Ontology annotation, molecular function: protein binding. The record is from RefSeq and is a predicted model, not a curated record. NCBI's taxonomy places the organism in Eukaryota, Viridiplantae, Streptophyta, Magnoliopsida, Apiales, Apiaceae.
AUGUUCCCCGUCAGCAGAAUUGAUGGGGGCAACGAUAGCUUACUGGAUCUUAUCUUUCCCCGUCUCCCUGUCAGAUCACUGACGCGAUUCAAAUCGGUAUCAAAACAAUGGUGUGCCCUAAUCUCCAAUGCCCAGUUCGGCCGCCGCCACACUGUUGAAAACCCUAGUUCUCGCAUCCCCUCUGGACUCUACUUAUACAGGCCCGUCUGUUAUCGGGAUAAUACAGUUCAUUCAAUCUCUGUUGAUGAAUUAGGGCGUAAAAUUCCUUCUUUUUCAGAUCCAGUUGAACUACCUGAUAAUGCUCCAAUCAAGUUGAGGCUCCCAGAGAAAAAUAUCAUGCGGAUGGUACAGUCUUGUAAUGGAUUGUCUUUAUUUAGAUUCAAUGCUGUUUAUGCUCAUAAUUUCCAUUGUGUUCGUAAUUUAGUUACGAAUCAACUAAAGUUAGUACCUGUGCCCAAAUUAAAUGCUGAAAAUUAUGGUUAUGUUGCUAAUUGUUGUUUGGCGUUUGAGCCUUUAGUAUCACCCCAUUUCAAAGUUAUAUGUGUGCAAGUGGUUAUUUGUCCAUCCCGACGCCGACUAGUGUCUAAAUUUUUAAAAUUUAGUUCAGAAACUGGUCAAUGGGUAGAUACCAGUGUUUCUGUGGUUGGAACUGGGCUGGAAUUUGCCAGGGGUGAGUAUUGCAAUGGUGCAGUUUAUUUGAUCCGGGUAAACAGGCUAUCUUGCUAUCGUUUUGAUAUCGAUGCUGCGAAAUUGACCCAAAUCGCUCUGCCUCCACAGGCUCGUGGUUCACACUUCCGGCAUUUUGGAGAAUCUUGUGGACACCUGUACCUUGCAGGUGUCCGAGAUAAUACAGCAAAAAUUUUAAAUGUGUACGAGCUGGACCUUGUUAAUAUGAAGUGGAAAAUCAAGCACUGGGUUCAUAUUGAUCGUCUCAUAUCAUCAUUCCCACAGGUUAUUGUGAAUGGGGGAAAUCAGAUGUGUCACUCCACCCAAUCGAUGUUAGGUGUUUUUAGGGGAGAACGGGAUGAAGACUCAGCUCUUAUUGCAAAUGUUUUGGGCACAGUUGUUUCGUAUAAUUUCAAGCGUAAGAAGGUUGAGGUACUGCUAUCUGAGCUCCAAUGGAAGGAUGAUAUUAGGAGUAUUUCUGCUGGACCUCCAUUUGUUCCUGCAUAUCCACUGAUUGCAAGCCUACAUCCUUUGUAA